Molecule: messenger RNA, 8315 nt
Organism: Mustela lutreola (European mink)
Lineage: Eukaryota; Metazoa; Chordata; Mammalia; Carnivora; Mustelidae
Gene: SLC9A2
Product: solute carrier family 9 member A2
Exons: 12
Coding region: 262-2697 (811 amino acids)
Biological process (GO): regulation of pH; proton transmembrane transport; sodium ion transport
Cellular component (GO): membrane
Molecular function (GO): sodium:proton antiporter activity
Source: RefSeq, a predicted model, not a curated record
UCGGGCAUGGGUCGGCGGCCGGCGGCGGAGGGCGGCUGAGGGUGGCCGGGGGUGCGCGCCUGGCCCGGCGGUGUGGCCGUUCGCAGCGGGGACCGAGCCGUCGGCUGCAGAGACCCGGCUGCGCGGCCGGAGGCGGGCGGCGGGCAGAGGAUCUCUGCUCCGCGCUGUGCGCGGCCGAGCGGGCGGAGCUGCCCGGGGAGCGAUGCGCUGAGCGCACGGAGGGCCGAGCGCGGGUUCGCUGGCGGCUCGGGGAGUCGACCCAUGGAGCUCAGGAGCACCGGGCGGAGCCUGCGGCCGCCGCCGCCACUACUGCUGCUGCUGCUCCUGCAGGUGGCGGGGCCAGCGGGCACCCUGGCUGAGACCCUGCUGGACGCGUCGAGGGCCAUGGGCGCCAGCUCCAGCCCGCCCAGCCCCGCGAGCGUGGUGGCUCCCGGAACGACGCCGUUCGAGGAGAGUCGACUGCCAGUGUUCACCCUGGAUUACCCCCACGUGCAGAUCCCCUUCGAGAUCACCUUGUGGAUCCUGUUGGCCUCCCUGGCUAAGAUAGGUUUCCAUCUGUAUCACAAGUUGCCCACGAUAGUGCCUGAGAGCUGCCUCCUUAUAAUGGUUGGCCUGCUGCUAGGAGGGAUUAUUUUUGGAGUUGAUGAAAAGUCUCCCCCUGCAAUGAAGACUGAUGUGUUUUUCUUGUAUCUGCUCCCCCCCAUCGUGCUCGACGCGGGCUAUUUCAUGCCCACUCGCCCCUUCUUUGAGAACAUUGGCACUAUUUUCUGGUAUGCUGUGGUAGGGACCCUCUGGAAUUCCAUUGGCAUCGGGGUGUCUUUGUAUGGUAUCUGCCAAAUUGAAGCCUUUGGCCUGAGUGACAUCACUCUGCUCCAGAAUCUACUUUUUGGCAGCUUGAUCUCAGCCGUGGACCCAGUGGCUGUGCUCGCCGUCUUCGAGAACAUUCACGUCAAUGAGCAGCUCUACAUCCUGGUCUUUGGAGAGUCCCUGCUGAAUGAUGCAGUGACAGUGGUCUUGUACAACUUGUUCAAGUCCUUCUGCCAGAUGAAAACCAUUGAGACCAUUGACGUGUUUGCUGGAAUUGCAAACUUCUUCGUUGUGGGAAUUGGUGGGGUGUUAAUUGGCAUCUUCCUGGGAUUUAUAGCGGCGUUUACUACUCGGUUCACGCAUAACAUCCGAGUGAUUGAGCCACUCUUUGUCUUUCUGUACAGUUAUUUGUCCUAUAUAACGGCUGAAAUGUUUCACCUCUCAGGUAUCAUGGCAAUCACUGCUUGUGCAAUGACUAUGAAUAAGUAUGUGGAAGAAAACGUAUCUCAGAAGUCGUACACCACCAUCAAGUAUUUCAUGAAGAUGCUGAGCAGCGUCAGCGAGACCCUGAUCUUCAUCUUCAUGGGCGUGUCCACUGUCGGGAAGAACCACGAGUGGAACUGGGCCUUCGUGUGCUUCACUCUUGCCUUCUGUCUGAUCUGGCGAGCGCUGGGUGUCUUUGUCCUGACUCAGGUCAUUAAUUGGUUCCGGACGAUUCCCCUGACCUUUAAGGAUCAGUUCAUCAUUGCCUACGGCGGGCUCCGAGGUGCCAUCUGCUUUGCGCUCGUGUUUCUCCUCCCUGCUGCUGUGUUUCCUCGGAAAAAGCUGUUCAUUACAGCUGCAAUCGUUGUCAUAUUCUUUACUGUCUUCAUCCUGGGAAUUACUAUCCGACCACUGGUGGAAUUUCUCGAUGUUAAGAGGUCUAAUAAGAAACAACAAGCUGUCAGUGAAGAAAUCCAUUGCAGGUUUUUUGAUCAUGUGAAGACUGGAAUUGAAGAUGUUUGUGGACACUGGGGUCACAACUUCUGGAGAGACAAGUUUAAGAAGUUCGAUGACAAAUACCUGCGGAAGCUUUUGAUUCGCGAAAACCAACCCAAGUCAAGCAUUGUGUCUUUAUAUAAAAAGCUUGAAAUAAAACACGCCAUCGAGAUGGCAGAGACGGGGAUGAUAAGUACGGUUCCUUCUUUUGCAUCUUUGAAUGAUUGUCGUGAAGAAAAAAUAAGGAAGCUCACACCUGGUGAAAUGGAUGAAAUUCGAGAAAUAUUAUCCAGAAAUCUCUAUCAAAUCCGUCAGCGAACUUUGUCCUAUAACAGACACAAUCUGACGGCUGACACAAGUGAGCGACAGGCCAAGGAGAUUCUAAUCCGACGGAGGCACAGUUUGCGAGAAAGUAUCAGGAAAGACAACAGCUUGAACCAGGAGCGCAGGGCUUCCACUUCAACCUCUCGAUACUUAUCCUUACCAAAAAAUACAAAGCUUCCAGAAAAGCUGCAAAAGAAAAAGAAUAUUUCUAAUGCAGGCGGUAACAGCAGUGACUCGGACACAGAUGUUGGGACCACCGUCCUCAAUCUGCAGCCCCGAGCAAGGCGCUUCUUGCCAGAACAGUUCUCAAAGAAAGGCCCCCAGCCCUAUAAGAUGGAAUGGAAGAACGAGGUAGACGUUGAUUCCGGACAGGGGCAGCCUUGUGCCCCCCCAACUCCACACAGCAAAGAGGGGGGCACCCAGACCCCAGGCAUGCUACGGCAGCCCCUUCUCUCCAAAGGCCAGUUUGGCCCCGUGAAGGAAGACAGUGGGACUGAAGGCGUCCUACCCAAGCCACCACCCAGGCUGGUCCGAAGGGCAUCAGAACCUGGCAACCGGAAAGCCCGAUUUGGAAGUGAGAAGCCUUAAUGGAAAUGGCCAAAGCAGAACUGGGAUGACUGACCCGGUGCAGCUAGGGUUCGUUACUCUGAAACCUGACACAACAGUGGGAUCCAUUUAAUACCCUCCAUGCAUCUAAAUACUUUCAUUGGGUAGUAGAGUCACACCAUUGACUGACGGGAUGAAUGCUUAACCCAAGAAGAGGAAAAUCAAAGAAAAAAAGCCCCAUAAAAUGCCUUUUAUGACUUCUCACUAGCACUUAUAUUCUUCGCAAGCCUAAAGAAAAAAAUUGUGUGCCUUUAUUGAACUUGAAUGACAGAACUUGAAGUUUUUAACACACCCAUGUUGGUGAAAAUUUUAAUAUAUACAUAUAUGCCUCAGAUUUUAUUUAUGAAAACCUAUGUAUAUCUGUAAUCAGUUUGUAAGUGAAGGGCGUUAAAAAUACUCUACACCUUUCCAAGGCGUAAAGGGCAGCUCCGGGAGGACGGUGGACCAUCUGCUCAAAGCCAAGGUGUUUUUUCCCAUCCUGAGCUGAUGAGCAGUGGUAAAGGAAGAGCACAGCAUGGAGAAGGGAUGCCUGGUGAACUCAGACUGGGGAGGCAGUCAGAAUGUUUGGGCAGAUGAGAAGGCCUGGCUCCCAGAAUGCAGAUGCCCGUGAAACAAUGAGUCAGCUGGAUUUAAUUUGUUCCUCAUGCUACCAGAUGUUUGAGGGUGACCUAGAGAUUCCAUCUCUUGUGUGUGUUUGAAUGGUGCAAAGAGAAAGGCUGUGUGCAUGACACAGUGUAUGACAGACUUGGUGGCAGCUUUGGAUGAAGUUCCAGUGUGGGCCUUAUGGUGUACGUGGGGAGACAAGGCAGCUGCUUACAACUUGUUGGCAGGUUUUACAUUGUGCAAUACUGGGAGGAGGAUGCAGGAGAUUCCCUUUCAUGCCCAUCUAUGACUACCUGCUAUAGAAUUUUUCUGUAGAACAUUCUAGAACUUUGAAAACAGAUCAGAGGCUCCAAGCAGUUUAUAGAGACAGUAUUCCAACAUUUAACAAAUUGGUGAGCGUUCAGAUUUUGAAAUUUAUUCAGAAAGCACUUUGGAGAAUAUAGGAGUUGUAUUUUUUUCUUUUUUGCACUACUCUAUAAUUUAUCUUUUUGCCCCUCAAUAAAGUAGUGACUCAAAUUCUUUAUAUAAAAAUGGAUGCUACUCAUCUGAGUACUUUUUAAAAGUACAGCAGAAAGACAAGAAGUGGAAUAUAAUCAUUAAAGAUUAAUAUUUGAAUUUCCAUCUUAAACUGUAGAUUUUAUUGGCCUUUUUUUCCUCCCCGAAAAAAAUCCUCUUUAAAACUGAACUGGAGGGAUGCCUGGGUGGCUCAGUCAUUAAGCAUUCGCCUUCAGCUCAUGUCAUGAUCCCAGGGUCCUGGAAUCGAGCCCCACAUCGGGCUCCCUGCUUGGCAGGAAGCCUGCUUCUUCCUCUUCCUCUACCCCUGCUUCUGUUCCCUCUCUCGCUGUCUCUCUCUCUCUCUGUCAAAUAAAUUUAAUCUUAAAAACAAAAACAAAAACUGGACUGGAACAAGACUCUAAAUGUCUGGGUUUAAAUACAAGUGAGGCCAUGCAUACAGUCCCCUGGUUGUGCAUUGGAGAUGCAACCAAGGAUACAAACGACCACAGUAUUGUUAGUAGGAAAACAUUAAUGAAUUAGACUAUACCCAGAAAUCCCCAGGGCUGUUUUUCCUAUCCUCUCCCUUUAACCUCACCAAUGUGGAGAAAUAAAUCUACCCUUUCUCUUAUCUUCCACAGUCUUGGGAUACUGCUACAUUGGGAGUGAGGCAGAGGGAAAGAUAAACGUACAAGGUACAAGUGUUUGAAGAGCACAAUUUCCUUCCCAAACUCUUCCAUGUUGAUCAGUGAAGGCAGGACAGACACCAUUUGAAAACUGUAAGCUUAGGACUCUGUGCCAAGUAUCUUAAUUUUAAAUGAAAAUAUUUAUAUAAAUAAAUAUAUGUAUAUCUAUUUCCUCCUGAAAAGAAAUUAAAACUGACUUUUAACUUAGAAUUUUAUUAUAGGAAUGUGAUUCAUCAAGAGAUGGGAUAUAUAUUUUUGAGAAUGCCAAGAGUAAAUUUUUAGAACUUAAUGAAAAGAAAGUUUAAAGUGGAAAUUGACCUUAAAAAUACAUUUCCUGAUUUUUUCUGGUAUCCUAGAAUAAUAAAUAUUAUAAUAUUAUAAUAGAUAUUGUAAUUUUCUGGAACGAAAGGAGAAAACAUGAAAGUUUUUAUUGAAUUUCUUCUUGUUAAGCAGGUAGACCAAAUUCAGCUUGCACUGAUUAAAAGUCAUAAAGAAUUUGGUUGAAACUGUAUGAAUUAAAAAAAAAAGGAGCACUUAUGUCAUCUUAUUAUCAGUUUAAUUUUCUUAUUUGUUAGAUGACAAAAGCAGUGAAAAAUAAAUUUGACUUCAUUUUGUUUUUUCUCUAUACUUUCUUUUUUCCUAAUAAAAUUAUUAAGUUCUAGACAUUAUAGGAGAAAAUGUGAAACCCUUUAAAUAUCAAAAGUCCAAAUUUCCUGUACUACAGAAAAUCCCCAACCCUUUGUAAAUGACUCCCCUAAUUCAAGUCAUACUUGAUCCAACCAAAGUUCCAGUGUGACUAUACAAUUUUGAUGGGACUUUGGUAUUUGUUGUAACAAAUUUGACUUAAACUACCUAUAAAUGCAAAGUCUAGGCUUAUUUCUUUACCUGUAAUGCUACGGGCUGACUGUUGGGAACAGGACAGUUAGUGAACAACUAGAAAUUGGCUCCAAAGUUCAAAAAUUUAAAAAAAUGUGCAUUUUGUGUACAAGCUCCCAGAAUAUCUGGAACGAAAUUCCCUUUAGCGUUUACUAAGCUUUGUAAUGGGGGAGGGGAGUGUUUAUUUAUAUAAAGAGCAUAGAGAAGUUAUUACAUGUCUCAGUAUGUUUUCCACUUGUCGUACUGCCCAAAUCAUGUUUAUGUUAAAACUGGCAUUUUAUAAAAGUAAGAACUGUAAUAUUGUUAGUUUGAAGUUCACACUUACUUUCCUCUCCAAAGAGUGAUUAAAGAGAUUUCUUUGGUUGAAGUAGGUGUUGGCAUUAUCUGCCCAAGCCUGAACAUUGUAUGUUGAUUCCCUUUGUUAAGAUGAACGAGGAAUGCUCAGGACUCAACUGUCGGAUGAUCUGAGAGAGAGAGAGAGAGAGAGAGAGAGAGUGUGUGUGUGUGUGUGUGUGUGUGUUUAACUUUCAGAGCAAAAUGUGUAGCUUGCUGGUACUUUAUAUCCAACAUCUUAACCAGGCCCUUUCUUGAAUCUGCUUGUAAGGCAGAGAGAACUCCCAUCGGGGUAACUGCUGCCUGGCUGUGACCAUAGCACUUUGUUCAAGAGAAAAGACACCCUCCUUUAGAUUUUUUCCAAUGUCAUUCACUCCACAUGUGGCUGACCCCCUCAAACGUGGUCACCCCCUGCAGAUGUGCGGCCUAAGCACCCACAUGGUUAGUUUUGAACAUCUUCUUUAAUGUUGCAAUGGUACAUAGUUUUUUGAUCCCUUCUGUCUUCUAACUUCCUACAAUUUUUUCAAAGAAAAUUCUAUUUUACUACCUCUAAAAAUAGUCAAGAAAUACCGGUCAGUUCUCUUACCUGUCUCAUCAGAGAAAUAGGUGUUUUUUUGUCUAGAGUUAAUGUAUCUGCUGUCAAUGGAUUAUCAAAUUUUUGAUCUGCAUAGCAUAUUGAUGAUUUUGAAUGGCUGAGAACCGACUUCAGGGGUUUCAUGUUACGGAUGUUUCAUGGGGAUCUGUGUGGUAUGAAAGUGCCCUGUCCAGUAGUCAGAAUGCCAACAAAACACCCUGAAUUACAUAUGCAAAUGUUUUUCUUCUCCCUCCUUUUUAAUUUCACUGGGUCCCGUCAUCACUACAAGUGGUAAAAAAAUUUGCAAUUUAAAUGAGGGCUCUCUGUGUAUUUGGUAAUUAUGCUUGCCAAACAGAAAUUUUAUGUAUGUAUACCAACAAAGAAUUUCUCUUGGUUUCUGUGAAAUGUACAAAAAUCUAAGUGUUGAAUCAGUAUGAAGUGGAAACAGUUAAUGGAAUAAAGAUAAAGAUAUUUAAUCACUAUGGAUAAAAUAAUGCAUCACAAGAAAUCAGGACAGCACCCCAAUUUCGAUUUUUGCAUUUAUAUAUCAAAACCAUUUUCAUGUGUGCUAAAAUGGGAUCAUGAUACCUGGAAUUUGUGAAAGGUAAGAAUUUAAGAGUAUUACAAAUUUGAGUUGCUUUAGCUUCAAAUAUGCAUCAUAUCUCAAAACAGGGAUAACAUUGUUAAUUGUGUUAAAGAAACUCAAAUGAUGAUUAUAACUGGUCCAUUAAUUUUCUCUACGUAAACAGACCCUUGUAAAGUGUUCAAAAAUAAUGCAUGCCUUGGAAUAUUCAUGCUGCCUUCCCACGCCAACUCAAGCAAGACAAAUUAGGUGGAUGCCAUCAACUGUCUUACCAGAUUUAUGGUAAAAUUUAUAAGAUUAUGCAGGAUUCUGUACCAACACAUCAAAUUUUUAGGUUUUCACUAACAUAUAGUUUUUGGCACCUACUCAACAAGGUUUACUGUAUUUGCUACCAUAAUUAUGUACCCCUGUCAGGCAUUCAGUUCAAGUCCUUACCUUUAGCUGGAGAAUGAGUUUGAAAGCGUUACAACUUGACAUACUUUCUUGUUUUGUUCAUUCCUAGAAGAUGGCACAGUGAAGGUGCUCUGAAGGUGACCAGGAGAAAAUGCUCGCUCUUCUCCAUGUCAUGACCGCCUGGCACUGUCAGAAGUUGGCUUAUGAUGCCAGGGCCUAGGUUCCAGCCCAGCCCACAGCACAGACCAGGACAAGCCUGGGUCAUGUACCCAUUCAUGUGCACUCAGAUCUGAGGGCCAGGCCCCAUAGUCAGCAGCAAACGCGUUUAUUACAUCAGGUUCAUUCCGGAGAGUUCAUGUGGUUUCAGUUUCAUUAGGCAAACUCAGAUAGGUUUAGGUGGGUAAGCUAUCCCACAAAAAAAAAAAAAAAAAAAAAAAAAAUUCUCAGUCUGGGUAAGCACCUGAGUCCCAGUGAUUCAAAAUAGAAGAGAUUCUUUAAGCCUAAAGAAAGGUCAUCUCCUAUUCAAUGUUGUAAAUUGCAACUAUUUUUCCCUCCACAGUGUAUGCUUUGGAAAAAAAAAAACGGAUUUUUACUUAUCAGGAUGUAGUAUAGUUUACAACAAGGCUGCAAGGCUGAUCAAAAUAUAAUUUUUUUAUUCGAACAAGGUCCUUAGUCCACUUUUAUGUUAUAGUUUAUGCUAUGUAAUUACGGGUAAUAAUUAACACCUCCUUCCUUAAUGUUUAUAAUUAUCUUUUCCCCUUGAGGAACAGUGCAAGCUGUUUGAGAGUAUCCAAUUCCAAAUUAAAAUCAGCAUUAUCUCUUACAAUGUACUGAAUCAGGAAAACAGAAAUUGUCUAUAUUGUGUUCGUACACAGCUGUCUGUGAAGUGGUGAGUUUAGGUGAUCUGUUGGGGAGAAAUGAGAAAUCUACUGUAAAAUAUUGUGUUAAAAUAAGUUAGUAUUUGUGUAUCUGAUUAAGUACAAAUAAAUCCUACUGAUGAGAUGUCAUCUUAAAACAAUUUGCUUGCCAAAGAUGUGCAAUAAAUUUCAGAUUAUGUAUA